Messenger RNA from Diutina rugosa, 504 nucleotides. RefSeq names its product Ubc15p (gene UBC15). NCBI's taxonomy places the organism in Eukaryota, Fungi, Ascomycota, Pichiomycetes, Serinales, Debaryomycetaceae. Bases 1 to 504 code for a protein of 167 amino acids. The record is from RefSeq and is a predicted model, not a curated record. The transcript has a single exon.
AUGGCGCACCCCUUCCACAAGCGCUUGCUCAAGGAGUACCGCGACCUCAGCACCGCGCCUCCCCCCGGGAUCACCCUCGUCGAACACGACGACAGCCUCGAGCGGUUUGUGCUCCGGGUGCUGGUCCCCGACAACCCUCUCUACCCCAGCCACCACGCCUACCACUUGCUCUUCCGGAUCACGCCGGAGUACCCCGUCGACCUGCCUCAAGUGACUUUCAUCGUCUACCAACAGCUCGACGACGACGACGACGACACUACCACUGAGACAGAGGCACGGGUCCCGGUGCACCCACACGUCUACCUGAACGGCCACAUCUGCCUCAACUUGCUUGGCGACGACUGGACCCCCGCGUGUCUGCUCGUGCUGACGGCGGUGCUGAUCCAGCUGAUGCUAGCGUCGAAUCACCUCCGCGAGCGCCCCAGCGACGACGACACCUACUGCCGCCACGCCCCGCACAACCCCAAGCUGACGCUGUGGGCCUACCACGACGAUACCGUAUAA